Nyctereutes procyonoides (raccoon dog) is the source of this 4034-nucleotide messenger RNA. Its product is annotated as MICOS complex subunit MIC26-like. Bases 1420 to 2055 code for a protein of 211 amino acids. NCBI's taxonomy places the organism in Eukaryota, Metazoa, Chordata, Mammalia, Carnivora, Canidae. The transcript has a single exon. The record is from RefSeq and is a predicted model, not a curated record. Gene Ontology annotation, biological process: cristae formation. Gene Ontology annotation, cellular component: MICOS complex.
UUAUACAGCAGUGAACUUUUAAAGAAACUCUUCCUACAUUUGGGCAUUCACCAAAUAACCAAUCCCGACUUCUAACUCAAUUGCAAAUUACCUAUAUAUAAACAAUCCUUACACACACAAUCAUAUACACACCCUAUAUAUACAUACUUCAUGCACACAAACACAAAAGUUUGCAUGCACAUGUGUACAAACUUAUGUGAAAACAACAGCAAUCCAUCCUUCUCAUUGAAGUAUUGGUUUUCUGCUAAUUUCUACUUUCCUUUGCUAGUACUACAUAAAGAUUAUGUGUAAGUGAAUCUGAGGGCUAAAAGAAAUCUUUAGAAGUUAUCUAAUGUAAAAAUCCAUCCAGCACUUGAAUUCUUUCAACAAUAUCUCCACCAAUGACCCCUCAGCCUUGAAUAACUGAUUUGUCUUUGCCUGCCCUUGGUCAAUCCUAAUUUUUAAAAGGUAUCUUUAAUCAUCAGUUAGAAUUUGAAAAUUUGUACUCACUUAGUUCUGGCUGUAUCCUAUGGGGAUGUUAAUAAGCAAGUCUUAUCCUUCACUACCUUUUUUCCAGGAAAACCAUACAUCCUGGUUGGCCUAAGGUGAUUGUAGUUUGCGCCUCUUGAUCUGGGCAUAAUAUUCCCUUCCAUCCUCAAGAUUUGAACAAAACAUCAUUUAAUCACGUUAUCCUGGGUAGCACUCAAAAAUAUGUUUUUAUCGGGUACAUCAUAACUCAUCUUUUCAGCUAUUCUUUGUAUAUGAUUUUGAGGGCCUUCACAAGCCUUAUCAUUCUUUCUUCUAAAUGUACACAAGUUUAUUUAUAUUCCAAGAGCCCCAAUGCUUAAAUUCCUUGCUGCAUAUAUUUUAAUGAAGGAUUUUGUAACCACAGUUAAAGAAGAAAAAGUCAUUUAUUUCCCUUUGAAAACAAGACCAAGAUAUAGCUAUGGAAUUACUACCUCUCUGGGUACAGAUAUCUGAGUGUCUUGAACAAUGGUACUAGGGAGCAGUCUCACAUUAUACCAGUAGGUGUCACUCUAUAUAUGAUACAUUUAAAAUUCUUUAAGUUUCAAUUUAUUCCCUCAACAAAUAUUUAUUAAGCACCCAUUAUGUGCCAAGCAUGAUUCUAGGCACUGAGAUAAAAGAGAACAAGAAAGACAAGAUCUUGUUCUCAUGGAGCUUACAGUCUAGAUAAUGAUGAACAAAUUUGUUUUUAUUUACUUUCUAUUUAAAAGUCUGUAAAAAUCUUAUUCCUAGGGACAUUUUAUUUUCCUAAGUUAACAGAUAAUAACACUCAACCCAUAAAGAACAAAUACUGCAAUGACACAGAAUUAGAGAAACUGUGCUCUGUACAGGCUAGAUUAACAUAUCCUGUGUAUUUUCUAGACAUUUUAAUGUAUUCAACACUGUUCCUCCAAACUUCGAGUUUCCAAAACCCGAAUGGAAAAGAAUUUCUCGGGAGCCACCUCUGCUAGCAACAUGUUCAAGGUAAUUCGAAGGUCUGUGGGGCCAGCCAGCCUGAGUCUGCUCACCUUUAAAGUCUAUGUGUCACCUAAAAGGGACUCACCUCACAAAACUUCUGUGAAGGUUAAUGAGCUUUCACUCUACUCGGUUCCUGAGGGUCAAUCUAAAUAUGUGGAGGAGCCAAGGACCCAGCUUGAAGAAAGCAUUUCACAUCUCCGACAUUAUUGCGAGCCAUAUACGAGUUGGUGUCAGGAAAUGUACUCACAAACAAAGCCCAAGAUGCAGAGCUUGGUUCAAUGGGGGUUAGACAGCUAUGAAUAUCUACAAAAUGCACCUCCUGGAUUUUUUCCAAGACUUGGUGUUAUUGGUUUUGCUGGCAUUGUUGGACUUCUUUUGGCUAACAGGUCAAAAAUAAAGAAGCUGGUGUAUCUACCUGGGUUCAUGGGACUAGCUGCCUCUCUUUAUUAUCCACAACAAGCCAUCGUAUUUGUCCAGGUCAGUAGGGAGAAAUUAUAUGACUGGGGUUUACGAGGAUACAUAGUCGUAGAAGAUUUGUGGAAGGAGAACUUUCAAAAGCCAGGAAAUGUGAAGAAUUCACCUGGAAAUAAGUAGAAUGCUCCAUGCUCUGCCCAUUUUAAUCAGUUAUAGAUAAACAUUGGAAACUCCAUACAUUUUCUACAGAAAAAUGGCAGAGAAGUCAGUACUGAAUGUAGUAAAUUGGCUUUCUUCUUCAGGAAAAACUAUACCAGGCUUCUUUGUUAUCUUGGGUGAUACCAUACUACCAGUGGACUAAUCGGAAAUCCUUUCACCUAGAGAUAAUGUCCAGCAUUAGAACUCCUGGUUCUCAUGUUGCUAUUUAUGUACAUAAUUAAAAUUCUGAAUUAAAAAAAAAGGAAAAGAAUUUCUCUUAAAAUAAUUCAAUUUUUAAAAAAUCUAUUCAUGUUUUCACAUAGAGCAACUGUUAUAAUAAAUUUUAAAAGAUUAUUUGCCAAGUUUAUUAAUUCCCAAAUGCAUAUUUCCUUAUCUCUACUUAGAAAGUUAAAUAUCACCUUCUCAACACCAACACACUUGCCAGGUUAACAGAAAUAAAGACAGUGGCAAACUGUGCCUCAGCACAGAAUUUAAGAAUUCCUCCACUGCUGAAAAUGCUUGUUUGGAUAAACCUAUGAGACUCACAGAUAUUACCAGGACUUCAUGGUGACUCACUCAUGAUUAGAGCAUAUAGCAAUGAAAGGUCAUACUUUAUCAAAAUAAAUACAUCAAAGAGAAGGAACAGACACUGUACAUCAAAAAAGCAUUUUUGCUUGCACAGAAAUCCAAGAACCUAGGAACUAUUCAGUUUGUAUUUUGCUUCUCUGAACUCUCAAAUAGAAUGUUUUCAAACUGGAAAAGCUACAGAAAACAUGGUUAAAGAAAUAUUUCAAGCUGAAAAGUACUACUGCUUAGAAUUCUUUAAGUCAAAAUUCAGCUAUAUGAAUUUAUUUGAAUUUGAGAAAAAUGAUGCUUAAAGAUUUAAUAAGACACUAAGAGCUUCAUGUAAUAUCCAACCUAAUGCUCCCUUUGGAAUACCUCAAACCAUUAGUUCCUAUCUAAAUUACCUAAGAUAAACUGCUUCUUGUUCCCUUUUAGCAACAAAUCAUAUGCAUAUUUUAGAACACUAGAAGUACUCAAUGAACAGUAAGUUACAAAUGAACAUUAAGGUGCUUCAUAAAAGUUAAUAUUUUAAAAAGCCUAAUUUUUAACUUAAUAUUAAAUAAAGCAUUUUCUUUUACUCUGAAAGGUAAGGUGGUGGUUGAUAAAUACAUUUAAAACACAGUUUACUCUGUAUAGUUUUUAAAUUUUACUAAGCUCUUGGCCAGUACUGUGAAUUUUUGGCCUAUCUGAGAUGUCACCAAAUGUGGGGAAACUCAAUAGCAGGUAUCUCUGUUAUCUCUUUAUUUUUAUUCCAGAUACAAAAUGUGUGUGUAUAAAAGUGCCCCAGGGAUGGGGGGUGUUGGUGUACUAGGGAAAAAAAAUGUUUUGGAGUCACAAAAUCUAGGUUUGAAUUCCAGUACUACCCUAAAUUAGCUAUGUGACUUCUGGGCAAGUUACUUAUUACCCUGUUCUAUCACUUUCCCACCAUGAUGGAAAAAGCAGGAUUGUGGAAAGGACUAAGCAGGUUGUGUUACAUGAAAUGCCUAUUAGACGGCCUGACACAUAGUAGGUACUCAGUAAAUGGUAGUUCUUAGGAAACUGCCAUUUUUCUUUUGAUCAUUAGAUUGACUCUACCAGUUAAUGUUGAAAACUACCAACUAAAAGUCUUUGUAACUAACAAAAAGUGUAUCUUUACCCUGCUCCAACAGGUUUAUAAAACCAAACCCUGACUCAACUUGAAUGCCAACAAAUACGCACCUUCUCCUUUAGCGCAAAUAUAUUUUGCAUGACCUUACAUGAAUUGCUUAGAUAAAAGCUUUUCCUUUUCUGCUUUUGUUAUUUUAAAGUGCAGAUGCAUUUGAGUCAUUUUCUCCUUUUGUUUCAUAUCCUUAAGAUCCAAAGCUUCAAAGACAUAAUGUCAGCAUGCAGUCGAUUUAUGACUGAACUCUUGAAGAGAC